UUGCGUAGGGUGGGUGGAAAUACUCAGGCCCGGUCCCUCGCCAGCUUUCACGCUGCCACGGUCUGCUUUCCUCCCUCCAGCGCCCCGGCUGCCUUCCCAGCCCUCCGGAACUUUGCAGCUCCCUAUCGGUUUCCGGCCGGUCGCUGAAGCUGCCGGAAGCGGAAGUGCUCGCCGGCAGUGCCCUGGAGGGUAGCUGUGGUUUCGCAGACGGUGGAGUAGCGAGCCAUGGAGCACGUGACGGAGGGUUCCUGGGAGUCUCUGCCUGUGCCACUACACCCGGGGGUGCUGGGCGCGCUGCGGAAGCUGGGCUUCCGGUGCAUGACGCCGGUGCAGUCUGCAACUAUCCCUCUUUUCAUGAAAAACAAAGAUGUCGCCGCAGAAGCGGUCACAGGUAGUGGCAAAACACUGGCUUUUGUCAUCCCUAUUCUGGAAAUUCUUCUGAGAAGGGAAGAAAAGUUAAAAAAGAGUCAGGUUGGAGCCAUAAUCAUCACCCCCACUCGAGAGCUGGCCAUUCAGAUAGAUGAGGUCCUGGCUCAUUUCACGAAGCACUUCUCACAGUUCAGCCAGAUUCUUUGGAUUGGUGGCAGGAAUCCUGGGGAAGAUGUUGAGAGGUUUAAGCAACAAGGUGGGAACAUCAUUGUGGCCACACCAGGCCGCUUAGAGGACAUGUUCCGAAGGAAGGCUGAAGGCUUGGAUCUGGCUAGCUGUGUGCGUUCCCUGGAUGUCCUGGUGUUGGAUGAAGCAGACAGACUUUUGGACAUGGGAUUUGAGGCAAGCAUAAACACCAUCCUGGAGUUUCUGCCAAAGCAGAGGCGAACGGGCCUCUUCUCUGCUACUCAGACACAGGAAGUAGAGAACCUGGUGAGAGCAGGCCUCCGGAACCCUGUCCGGGUCUCAGUGAAGGAGAAGGGUGUGGCGGCCACCAACACCCAGAAGACCCCCUCCCGCCUGGAGAACUACUACAUGGUAUGCAAGGCAGAUGAGAAGUUUAAUCAGAUGGUACAUUUUCUUCGCAAUCACAAACAAGAAAAACACCUGGUCUUCUUCAGCACCUGUGCCUGUGUGGAGUACUAUGGGAAGGCUCUGGAGGCCCUGGUGAAGGGUGUGAAGAUUAUGUGCAUUCAUGGAAAGAUGAAAUAUAAACGUAAUAAGAUCUUCAUGGAGUUCCGCAAAUUGCAGAGUGGGAUUUUAGUGUGCACUGAUGUGAUGGCCCGGGGAAUAGAUAUUCCUGAAGUAAACUGGGUUUUGCAGUACGACCCUCCCAGCAAUGCAAGUGCCUUCGUGCAUCGCUGUGGCCGCACAGCCCGCAUUGGCCACGGUGGCAGUGCUCUGGUGUUCCUCCUGCCCAUGGAAGAGUCAUACAUCAAUUUCCUUGCAAUUAAUCAAAAAUGCCCCCUGAAGGAGAUGAAGCUUCAGAAAAAUACAGCUGACCUUCUGCCAAAGCUCAAGUCCAUGGCCCUGGCCGACAGAGCUGUGUUUGAAAAGGGCAUGAAAGCUUUUGUGUCAUACAUCCAGGCUUAUGCAAAGCAUGAAUGUAACCUCAUUUUCAGAUUAAAGGACCUUGAUCUCGCCAGUCUUGCUCGAGGUUUUGCCCUGCUGAAGAUGCCUAAGAUGCCAGAACUGAGAGGAAAGCAGUUUCCAGACUUUGUACCCAUGGAUGUUAAUACGGAUACUAUUCCAUUUAAAGAUAAAAUUAGAGAAAAGCAGAGGCAGAAACUACUGGAGCAACAAAGAAAAGAGAAAACAGAAAAUGAAGGGAAAAGAAAAUUCAUAAAAAAUAAAGCAUGGUCAAAGCAGAAGGCCAAAAAGGAAAAAAAGAAAAAAAUGCUUAAGAAAAGGAAAAGAGAAGAGGGUUCUGAUAUUGAAGAUGACGACAUGGAGGAACUACUUAAUGACACAAGGCUUUUGAAAAGGUUUAAAAAAGGCAAAAUUAGUGAAGAAGAAUUUGAGAAAGGAUUGUUGACAAGUGGCAAAAGAACAGCUAAGACAGCAGAUUUAGCGAUCUCAGAUUUGGAAGAUGACAGCUGAUUCCAGUGCCACAGACAAACCCAGCAGGACACAGCUGGCCCCACCCUCAGCAGAAGGCUCCUGUUUGCCUUGACUGAAAAUCAGAACUUCAGGAGACUUCUGAAAAGAAUCCUUCCAGACUGGGGGGAAGUGAGAGAUUUCACACUUGUGAGUAUUCUACUAAAAACACAGCAGUCUUGAGGAAUUCUGUCAGAGAAAAUGGAAAAUUAUUUGAUAGAAAUAAUAUCAAUAUUUGUAUAUCUUGAUCACUUAUGAAAGAGCUCAUUUAUUUUGAGGUUAUACUUAUUUUUUUCAAAGGUACUGAAAUGUACUUGAUUUUGGCUUUUUAAAGUUCCUUCGUACUUUGAGGCACUGACCUCCCUGGGUAUCCUUGUCUCUGGACUUCAGCUACUCUGUGACACCCUGGAUAAGGCACCAGCAGGGGUGGCUAAUGUGCUGGGGGUUUUCUAAGAAUAGUCCCACUGCUGUUUUAUUGGUGAAUAGCUGAAAACCAGGAAGCAAGUGGGAAAGAAAACUACUAUAAUUUUAUGCCUUGUGUUGAAUAAACUGUAUAACCUAA
Molecule: messenger RNA, 2587 nt
Organism: Otolemur garnettii (small-eared galago)
Lineage: Eukaryota; Metazoa; Chordata; Mammalia; Primates; Galagidae
Gene: DDX55
Product: DEAD-box helicase 55
Exons: 14
Coding region: 226-2028 (600 amino acids)
Cellular component (GO): nucleolus
Molecular function (GO): nucleic acid binding; RNA helicase activity; ATP binding
Source: RefSeq, a predicted model, not a curated record